Molecule: messenger RNA, 1173 nt
Organism: Alternaria hordeiaustralica
Lineage: Eukaryota; Fungi; Ascomycota; Dothideomycetes; Pleosporales; Pleosporaceae
Exons: 4
Coding region: 1-1173 (390 amino acids)
Biological process (GO): triglyceride catabolic process
Molecular function (GO): triacylglycerol lipase activity
Source: RefSeq, a predicted model, not a curated record
AUGUUCGCGCUUCGACAUGCUCUGGCUCUUGGGCCAAUACUUCUGGCACAGUCAGUGUCGGGCUAUCCCAAGGGUAUAUCUCUCAACAACAUCCUGAACACCAGAGACAAUGAGUUCAUCUUUUCCGCCAUCGGGGAUUCUUGGGGAAGCGGAGUUCAAUGGAACAACGAAACCGCAUACGACGGGAACGAAGACGGAUGCAUGCGCUUCAAGUACGCCUGGUCGACCGUCGUCAACGACAGAUACCAGGACUGGGCACCAACCCCCGAUCAAGAUCCCCAAUUCGAGUUCAGAGCCUGUUCCGGCGCCCAUUUGGGAAAGAACAUCCACGACCAAAUGGACAAGUUGACACGACCGAAGAUGACCAUGCUCGAAGCCGGCGGGAAUAAUGCCGAUUUCUACCCCAUGGCCGACAGCUGCCUCUUCCAUACCGACCCGAGAGUAGACUAUGGGACUCAUUACGAAGACGACGAUGCUGACCACCCGACGGGAUUGUGCAGGAAGGAGAUCAAGCUAGUACGAGGAAGAGUCGGAGAGAAACUUCAGCAGGCCGUUAUAGAUACUAUCGAUAUCUGGAGGGCCCACCCUGCUGUCAGCGGCAACGACGCAACACUCUUCAUGCUAGGAUAUGCGCGCUUCUUCGCCCUUGACGACGCGUGCAACGACUGGGACUUUGGCAGACAGUUCCAAUUCCCAUGGAAUGCACAGAAGCUCAAGAAAGAAAUGCGACAGGAGUUUAAUGAUCUGGUCGACGCCGUGAACCUUGCGGUCCGCUCCGCCGUCGAACACUACAACGACCCAAAAAUUCGAUACAUCGACAUCAACCCCGCCCUGGAAGGCCACCGUUUCUGCGAAAAAGGCCACAGCUUGAGGGUGCAGCUCGACCCUAACAGCACCGAGGUGCAUAUCUUUAACAACCCCAUCCGGCGGAGUAUCACCAUCCACGACGGCGACAGCGUUACCACAUACGAGCCCAGCGACGACGACCUAGACGCCCCCGGCCCACCCGAGGAUAUCCUUGAGAAGCUACGCGGACACCCCGAGGGCGAAUCCGUGCAACAAGAUGAAUACACGAUAAUCACCUUCCGCAACCCCGAGGAACCAAACCUGAGCAUGGAGGUGAAGGUUGAGCCGCAGCCUCUAAACGCCGGAAACUACGGUGCCUGGGUUUAA